AUGUUGUUUAUGAGGACUAAACACACUUCAGAAAAUGGUGUCCCUGGCAUGAGCAGUGUCCCUGCUCAUGCCUUGGUCCCUGCUCGUGCUAGGGACACUAUUUAUGCCAGGGACACUGUUCAUACUAGGGACACUGCUCAUGCCAGGGUCACUGCUCAUGCCAGUGUCCCUGCUCAUGCCAGGGUCCCUGCUCAUACCAGGGUCACUCCUCAUGCCAGGGUCACUGCUCAUGCCAGGGUCACUGCUCAUGCCAGUGUCCCUGCUCAUGCCAGGGUCCCUGCUCAUACCAGGGACACUGCUCAUGCCAGGGACACUGCUCAUGCUAGGGACACUUCUCAUACUAGGCACACUGCUCAUACCAGGGACACUGCUCAUACUAGGGACACUGCUCAUGCUAGGGACACUGCUCAUACUAGGGACACUGCUCAUACUAGGGACACUGCUCAUACUAGGGACACUGCUCAUGCUAGGGACACUGCUCAUACUAGGGACACUGCUCAUACUAGGGACACUGCUCAUACUAGGGACACUGCUCAUGCUAGGGACACUGCUCAUACUAGGGACACUGCUCAUAAUAGGGACACUGCUCAUACUAGGGACACUGCUCAUACUAGGGACACUGCUCAUACCAGGGACACUGCUCAUACUAGGGACACUGCUCAUACCAGGGACACUGCUCAUACUAGGGACACUGCUCAUGCUAGGGACACUGCUCAUACUAGGGACACUGCUCAUGCUAGGGACACUGUUCAUACUAGGGACAUUGCUCAUGCUAGGGACACUGCUCAUGCUAGGGACACUGCUCAUACCAGGGACACUGCUCAUACCAGGGACACUGCUCAUACUAGGGACACUGCUCAUGCUAGGGACACUGCUCAUACUAGGGACACUGCUCAUGCUAGGGACACUGUUCAUACUAGGGACACUGCUCAUGCUAGGGACACUGCUCAUGCUAGGGACACUGUUUAUACUAGGGACACUGCUCAUGCUAGGGACACUGUUUAUACUAGGGACACUGCUCAUACUAGGGACAUUGCUCAUACUAGGGAUACUGCUCAUACUAGGGACACUGCUCAUGCUAGGGAUACUGCUCAUACUAGGGACACUGCUCAUUCCAGGGACACUGCUCAUACUAGGGACACUGCCAAUACUAGGGACACUGCUCAUACUAGGGACACUAUUCAUGCUGGGGACACUGCCAAUACCAGGGACACUGCUCAUACUUGUAUGGUGAAUGUCACACAAGCUUGA
This is a messenger RNA of Procambarus clarkii (red swamp crayfish), 1251 nucleotides long. RefSeq names its product paternally-expressed gene 3 protein-like. Lineage: Eukaryota; Metazoa; Arthropoda; Malacostraca; Decapoda; Cambaridae. The record is from RefSeq and is a predicted model, not a curated record. Gene Ontology annotation, biological process: signal transduction. Gene Ontology annotation, molecular function: receptor ligand activity.